AUGCAAGUGGGUUUGGCGGCGUGUCCGAUAUUCUUGACGGCCGAUGCACCGCACGGGUCGCCAACCCGUUUGAUCAGGCGCCGGCAUGGCGCAGACCUUUCGAAUCGCUCGGACGAACCCGCUGAGUGUGGCGACGCUGCUGAAGGGGGACGCGGUCCCCUUGUGGCGCCCGACGCAACCGUGGACCCGCGCUUCAAUACGUCCGUCCGGGUGACGGGGAGGGAGUGUGUCCAGUACUACGUCGGUCUCAUGCUGGUCACGUCCGACGGGAUUGAACUGGGCACCGUGUCGGUCAGCGACGGACUUCCCCGCUGUAGCAUGUGUUGA
Messenger RNA from Aphanomyces astaci, 327 nucleotides. RefSeq lists its product as hypothetical. Bases 1 to 327 code for a protein of 108 amino acids. NCBI's taxonomy places the organism in Eukaryota, Oomycota, Saprolegniomycetes, Saprolegniales, Verrucalvaceae. The record is from RefSeq and is a predicted model, not a curated record. The transcript has 2 exons.